Podarcis lilfordi (Lilford's wall lizard) is the source of this 315-nucleotide messenger RNA. The record is from the annotation of a GenBank genome assembly. NCBI's taxonomy places the organism in Eukaryota, Metazoa, Chordata, Lepidosauria, Squamata, Lacertidae.
AUGCGCGCUCUCCUGCCGCCUGCGGAGACGAUUCCCCGACGAGGAAGAAGCCCUGAAGUGAUCCCAGCCCGGAAGAGGAGCCAGGCGAGGAGUUGGAGCGGAGAGCAGCUUCAGCCGCCUUCCUCCUCCCCCUCCCACCCGACGCCCCCCGCUCCCCACCGUCCUCGCCUCCUCCUCCUCUUCCUCGCCGCCGCCCCGUCGCUGCUGCCGUCGCUGUCCUUUACGGAGGGGCUGGUGGGGGAGUCCCUCUUCGCCGCCGCUGCUACCAGCACUAUCCUGAUCCUUGAUCGGAGAGAAAGAGGGAGACCCGGCUGA